Molecule: messenger RNA, 2293 nt
Organism: Biomphalaria glabrata
Lineage: Eukaryota; Metazoa; Mollusca; Gastropoda; Planorbidae
Exons: 4
Coding region: 36-491 (151 amino acids)
Source: RefSeq, a predicted model, not a curated record
UUUCUGUGAUUAGAGCAUUAGAAGACAUAAAAGUUAUGGUUUCUGUGACUAUAGCAUUAGAAGACAUAGAAGAUAUUGUUACUGUGACUAGAACAUUAGAAGGUAACUUUCAGGGGAGGCCACUGCUGAGAAUGUUAUCAAGUGAGGAACUUUUGAGCCUCUCGAUCAUCCUAACUUGUGUUCAGAUGUGUUCUAGCGCUCUCCUGGCCGAUGAGUUCCAGGUCACGUCAACGCCAUGGUCCUAUUUAGGUGACCGACAGCCGUGUUCAUUCUGGGACCAAACUGGUUGUCAAGCCGGGCAAUGCUGCGUCAAAGAGGUCAUCUCUUUUGAAGACCUGGACCGCAAUGUUCUAGCCAGCACCAUCUGCAAGCCCAGGUUGUCUUUGGGAGAACUUUGUCUGCGUCAGAGUGAAGGCUAUCUCUGUGACUGCUCUGCGGGACUUCAGUGCCAGUACACCAACAAUGAGACCUAUGGCCAUUGUGUUCCCUGAUAAACGUGUAACUAAGAUUUAGAUCUAUAGGGCUUGGGCCAACUAUAAUUCAUAGUCGACCUAACGAGAAAAGAGGAGCGCUGAACCUUUAGUUUGUCCUGUGUGUGUGGUGCUGAGUAACACUAGUCGUUUCAAAAUAGGAACACUGUCUAGUUAUGGUUCAUUCCAAAUGCGCUAUUGAACAAUGUGUACAUAUGAGAGCCGGAGGCAGAAGACUUUCUAAAUGAAUUGUUGCGUUGAUAGUAUCUCUAAUAUAACCAAACAUAUCAAUCAAUAUGUGACUAUAACCUGAUCUACCAUUAAGAUUAAGAUUAUCGUUAUUUCACAAAUCUAUUUGUAUCUAUCAAAUGUUUACUUAUUGUUUUAUCCCAUUUCGGACGACUUUUAAAGCUAGUAUCUGUGCAGUGUUGCAGUAUUGGUAGAGCAUCUUGACUAAAGAUCAAUGCAUGCUAAGACAAAUGUGAAUUUUUGAAUAAACGUCUGUAUUUUAUAAGAUAAGAUAAAGAGUCACAAAGUAAAUUCUCUUCUGGUAUAUAGCGCUAUAUCUCUCUUUCUAUCUCUCCCUCUCUCUAUACCCCUCUCUCUCUCUCUUUUUCUCUCUGGCCCUCUCUUUCCCCCCUCUCUGUCUCCUUUUCUCUCCCUCUCUAGCUUGUUAACUCUUAACCUGCUUACUAACAACCGACCACAAAGUCCCUACCCUAAUACUGUAGCGUCCUCAGUGUCUGCCCUAUAGACAAUGCUUUCAGUUCUAGAUACUUGUCUUGAUCAUUAACGUAAAUUCCUGGCUCCCAACCAUCAGUCAAGCCAUACAGUGGAAGAGUUUCCAAUGAGAGUUGAUAUACUUCCUUAGACAAUGUUUUUAAAAUACGAAUUCAUAAACCCAUUUCUUGAUAUAUAUAUAUAUAUAUAUAUAUAUAUAUAUAUAUAUAUAUUAUGUAAAUUUUUUUCAUCGUGAUUGACCUAGUUAAUAUUUUGGAUUAUGCAACUGACAUCUGCACGCAGACCCUCCUAAGUUACAACACAAACAAUGUCUACAACAUUAUCAUAGAAACUAAAUGUAAUAAUUAGACGCAGUAGCUCUUCAAAAGCUUCCGGGAAAACUUUGCUUCAACUUUCUUAUCAAAAGAAUGCGGAACAUUGUUGAAACCUUUGAUUUGAAAUAUACUUGCCUGGUACGUAUUGUAUGCUCUUCGGAUGGUCCUAACAAAGAUCCCAGUAUCGAACCCUGCCCGCAAACAUCUAGAUGUGCGAUAAGUAUACGAAUUAAUAUUUCAACUUGAAUUAAAUUCAUAUCAAUACAAUGUGAAAGUAAGCUGAAACAACUUGAAUUAAAUUCAUAUCAAUACAAUAUGAAAGUAAGCUGAAACAACUUGAAUUAAAUUCAUAUCAAUACAAUGUGAAAGUAAGCUGAAACAACUUGAAUUAAAUUCAUAUCAAUACAAUAUGAAAGUAAGCUGAAACAACUUGAAUUAAAUUCAUAUCAAUACAAUAUGAAAGUAAGCUGAAACAACUUGAAUUAAAUUCAUAUCAAUACAAUAUGAAAGUAAGCUGAAACAACUUGAAUUAAAUUCAUAUCAAUACAAUGUGAAAGUAAGCUGAAACAACUUGAAUUAAAUUCAUAUCAAUACAAUAUGAAAGUAAGCUGAAACAACUUGAAUUAAAUUCAUAUCAAUACAAUAUGAAAGUAAGCUGAAACAACUUGAAUUAAAUGUACAGUGACAAUAUUUAUUGGAAUGUCUACUUUGGUCAAAAUGUCUAGCAUGUAUGAAUAUAUAAAGUCAAUAAAAAAAUUAAUAACUUUU